Micropterus dolomieu (smallmouth bass) is the source of this 8456-nucleotide messenger RNA. Its product is annotated as serine/threonine-protein kinase DCLK2-like. The record is from RefSeq and is a predicted model, not a curated record. Gene Ontology annotation, cellular component: microtubule cytoskeleton. Gene Ontology annotation, molecular function: ATP binding; protein kinase activity. Gene Ontology annotation, biological process: protein phosphorylation; intracellular signal transduction. Lineage: Eukaryota; Metazoa; Chordata; Actinopteri; Centrarchiformes; Centrarchidae. The coding region runs from base 445 to 2637 and encodes 730 amino acids. The transcript has 17 exons.
CGGUCUCUCCUCCCUCUGCUGCAGCGGCCAUGCUGCUGUCCGCCGUCUGUCUCGGUGCAUCCCGCCGGUGUAACCUGUCGCCGUUGCAUCACUGAAUCCCGGGUUAGCGGAUCGACCUGGACCGGGUGGGCUCGGUCGUAGCGGUUCAGUCCGCCUGGAGCAGCAGGAUCCGUCGGACAGACAGGAAUACGGCACCGGGGAAAGAGGAGAAAGCCUCCAUAGCAACAAACCGGUUUCACGGCAUUAUUGUGAUGGAUGGAUGUUGAGGAUGCUGGAAGACAACGUUUGACUAGGACAGAAACCCCCAAACGAACCAGAUUACCAAGACCCCAAACCAUCGUGCCAGGUUUAAAACAGGACUGCUGGGACUCAAUGGGCUUGAACCAGAUGAAUCUUUUGUAGCAGGGACUCUGUCUGUUGACCGCUACUGGACCAGGAAUCACCAUGUCUUUGAGUAAGACCCUCGAACUGGAGCACUUCGACGAACGCGACAAGGUUCGCCGGGGACGCUCCACCCGCACCAAGAGAGAUGAGUCCAACAGCAGCGCUGGCGGUGGGGGGUCCGGCCCCAGCUCCCGGGGCAGCAGCCUGGUCCCUAGCCCUGCCCACAGCGCCAACUGCAGCUAUUACCGGACUCGAACCCUGCAGGCGCUCACCUCGGAGAAACGGGCCAAAAAGGUCAGAUUCUAUCGCAAUGGAGACCGGUACUUCAAGGGUCUGGUGUACGCUGUUUCCAGUGACCGGUUCCGUUCCUAUGAUGCACUGCUCAUGGAGCUGACACGCUCCUUGUCGGAUAACUUGCAUCUGCCCCAAGGAGUGCGAACGAUCUACACUAUAGAUGGCAGCAAGAAGAUCACCAGUAUGGACGAGCUGAUGGAAGGUGAGUGCUACGUUUGUGCCUCCAAUGAGCCUUACCGAAAGGUCGACUACACCAAGAUCGCCGUGCCAAGCUGGAAGCCAGGUGCCAGCAGCGGGACAGGCCCUGCAGGCUCGAGCCGGCCCUCCACGGCGUCCACGGGGGUGUCGGCGAGCACCCCUGUCGUCCCAAAAGAUCGUCCUGAGGUUCGGGAGGGCAGGGAGAGCAAAGACUUUAUCAAGCCCAAGCUGGUGACGGUGAUCCGCAGCGGCGUGAAGCCUCGCAAGGCGGUGAGGAUCCUGCUGAACAAGAAGACUGCUCACUCCUUCGAACAAGUGCUGGCCGACAUCACAGAAGCCAUCAAGCUGGACUCCGGGGCCGUGAAGAGGCUGUACACGCUGGAUGGGAAACAGCUGACCUGUCUGCAGGAUUUCUUUGGGGAUGACGAUGUGUUCAUGGCGUGUGGACCGGAGAAGUUUCGCUACGCUCAGGACGACUUUGUGCUCACACACACCAGCAAAACACCAGCUUUUGUUAACGAGUGCAGAGCCAAGGUACCUCGCUCUACCAUUCCUCCUAAAAGUACAACUCCCAAGACCCCUAGCAGCUCCAGCUUCUCCUCCUCGAAGACGCCACCCAAAGGCACACCCAGAACAAAGUCUCCUGGACCAGCCAAUGAGCCCGCAGGAUCGCAGUCAGGCGGGAAGUCGUCCAGGUCCAGCCCCUCCCCCACCAGCCCCGGAACACGACGCAGCCUCAAGAUCUCUCCGCGGCAUGCCUCCUCCACAGAUGUGAACGGGGAGGCCGAGCAGCCAGAGGACACCACCGUCGAAGUGAACGGUAAUCGGUCCGUUUCUUCCUCCAUCAUCAACGAGAAGUACAAAGUCGGGAAAGUGAUCGGAGACGGAAACUUUGCCGUGGUGAAAGAGUGCGUGGAGCGCUCGACGGGACAGGAGUACGCUCUGAAGAUCAUCGACAAAGCUCGCUGCUGUGGGAAGGAGCAUCUGAUAGAAAAUGAAGUGGCGGUGCUGCGAAGGGUUCGACAUCCCAGCAUCAUCCAGUUAAUCGAGGUGGAUGAAACGCCCAGUCAGCUGUUCCUGGUCAUGGAGCUCGUCAAGGGUGGUGACCUGUUUGAUGCCAUCACCUCCUCCACAAAGUACAGCGAGCGUGAUGCCAGCGCCAUGGUGUUCAACCUGGCCGGAGCCGUCAAGUACCUGCACCGAAUGAACAUCGUCCACCGAGACAUCAAACCAGAGAACCUGCUGGUGUGUGAGUAUCCAGACGGCACUAAGUCACUGAAGCUGGGUGACUUUGGUUUAGCGACGGUGGUGGAGGGGCCUCUGUACACUGUGUGCGGCACGCCGACGUAUGUGGCCCCAGAGAUCAUCGCCGAGACGGGCUACGGUCUGAAGGUGGAUAUCUGGGCGGCGGGAGUGAUCACCUACAUCCUGCUGUGUGGAUUCCCUCCAUUUAGAAGUGAGAAUAACAUCCAGGAGGAGUUGUUUGAUCAGAUCCUCAGAGGGAAGCUGGAGUUUCCAUCUCCAGACUGGGACACCAUCAGCCUGCCAGCCAAGAUGCUGAUUAGUCAGAUGCUGCAGGUGAACGUGGACACUCGUUUCACUGCCGAGGAGGUCCUGUCACACCCCUGGGUGACUGAUGAGGCUCCCGUGGACUCCAACACUGUGAGCAGCACUGAAGACCAGACCGGUGGAGACGCACUGGAACCAGAGCAGGAGUCCCCGACUCUGGAAACCAAACAAGUUCCCUCACCUCUGGUCUAAAACACAUCCCCCUUAAAUCGACUGGAAACCAAACAACACUGCUGGUUGACGUUUCCACGCCUCUGUUCCAGACUCAUCACGGAAACCAGACAAGUUCCCUCAAAUCUGGUCUAGAACUGUUUUUUUCCAGUGAAAACUAAAUGAGUUUCAGAACAUCUCAGUUUCUUCUUCUGGAAACCCAACCAGUUCCCUCAUUUUUGGUCUAGAACGCACCCCCAUUAAUCUACUGAAAACUGAGCAAGUUCCCUCUAUUCUGGAGUCCAUCCUGUUUAAUCUACUGAAAACCAAAUGAGUUCCCUCAUCCCUGCUCCAGGACCAGUCCCGUCUUAUCUUCUGGAAACCAAACAAGUCCCACAACCUCUGGUCUAGAACAUGUACUGUUUCAGGUAGUUGAAACCAGAAAUGUUCCCUACAAUCUGGUCUAGAACUUGUCCUGUUCCUUCACAGAAGACCAAACUAAUUUCCUCAUCUCCUCAGUCCAGAACACAUUUAAUUUCAUGUACUGGUCUAGAAUCUGUUCCCCUUUUUUCAACUGGACACAGAACAAAUUUCCUCACGUGUGAACAUGAACUUGUCCUGUUUAUUCCACUUUCUUGAUUUACUGGAAACCAAACAAGUUCCCUUGCCUCCAGUCUCGAAUGGUUUGGUUGCUUUCAUUCGACACCAGAUGAGUUUCCCUCUCCUUAGUCUUAAGGACGUUGUGUUUUAUCUGGAAACUGAACAGGAUUCCUCACCUUUAGGACACAUCCCGUUUGCUUUGCUGGAAACAAAUGAAGUUCUCCAUUGUUAUUUCCACUUUAUCUCCUGGAAACUGUCCUCGCCUCUAGUCUAGACCACAAUUUAAUCUCCCAUCCCUGCUGCUGUACUGGAAAGUAUUUACAUUCUCUUUGAUGAGCGCCAUUAAACGUCUAUUAGAUGUCCAUUUUGCUCUAUAAGAGAGGUCCCAUUCUGUUUUGGCUUGACACUAUUGAAGUCACCUCACAUCUGCUUGAAGGACUCACACCAUAUCAACACUGGGAAACCAUGAAGGUGCUAUUGGAUACAUCCUGUUUAAUCACCCAGUGUCUAACGGGACUGGACCCAUUUCCUGAAAAUGGCCCUUACCUCUUGUCUGAAUGACACUUAAGAGACACUCAGAGGCUACUCAAACCACUUUCAUAGGGAUGUAAACAACUGAUUCAUUAACAAACGUUCCCUCUGGUUUAGGGAUUGUUUUCCGCUUGGCGACCAGGAUGUCUUCCACUUAUUCUGGGGAACGUCCCAUUUCUCCUGCCUUUUACCCUCCAGCUCUCUUUGCGCUGACCCGAAGGACGUUUCUCAUUUCUUCUACUUGGCGCCCACCAAUCCAAGGAGAUAUCUGAGUACUGUGCCUGUUUACGCUGCUGAUUAAUUCCUCUUAAUAUCCCAAAUCUCAGCCCUUUCUUCCUGAGGUUCUUCUCCCCAGACCACAGCACUGGUCAUUGGCUGUAGAGAUAGAUAAGGCUCAUUGUUUUCGGUUUUUGCUAAAAUAUACCUUGGUUUUUAGAGAGGUGUAGGUUGGUUUAAAGGAUUAGUUUGACAUUUUGGGAAAUAUGCCUUCUUCCCAAGAGUUGGAUGAGAAAAUCUAUACCAUUUGCAUGUCUGUACAUAAAUCAUGGAGGUUAGCCUAGCUUAGGAACAGGGGGAACAUCUAGCCUGGCUGUGUCCAGAGUUCAAAAAUCUGCCUACCAGCACCUCUAAAGCUGACAAAUAAUUAUAUUUCCUUUGUUUAUCAUAUAUACCCACAAAGGCAAACUGUGCUCUUCUUAGCCAUGAAACAGUUCCACCUUGUAACUCCUCAUAAAAAAGUGAUUUUACAAAGAUUUUGCGGACAGAUUGAAGAAACAGAAUACAGUAUGUUAACAAUAAGUCAGCUUAAGAGGUGUUGGUAGGCAUAUUUUUGAACUUUUGAGCAAGGCUAGCUGUUUUCCCUGUUUCAUUCAGUCCAGUCAUUAUGCUAAGCUAGGCUAAUCACCUCCUGGCUCAGAUCUUCUCAACUAACUCACACAAAUGUCAUUUUUAUCCACUUGGAUUUCAGUAGUAUUAUUUCAAAAACAUUUAAUCUUUAACUUAUACUUAAAAUUUUCUGAAUAAAUACAAAAUUGCCAGAUAAUUUAAAACAAAAACUACGCAAGAAAAAAACUCAAAACAAUGAGCUUUAGACUCAGUGUCCUUCACUCCACUGAAGGACACUUCCUAUCACCCACCUCCCGUCCUUCACCUAUUUCCCAGACUUUGUACUGUAACUCAAAUUAACUGAGUGACUUCCAAACCUCACAAUUUCCAAAACCUUUUGAGGUUUCUACCUGCUGUAUGACAGGUAAAGGGUUCCAGUUCAAACCCCGAGCUCCCUGCCUCUCCUCCCGCCUGCAGUUACCGGAGGAUAAAAUAUUUUGUAUAUACUGUAAAUAUCACUCUGUCUGUUGGUGUCUGUCUGUGUGAGUCAGUUGUGAAGUAGGGAAACAGUAGCAGUUUGAAAAUAAAUAAAUACUACAAUGAAAAGAAACAAUCUCACCAUAGACAUGAUGUGUCAGCACCCUGAAAAAACCUUGUUUUUCCUCAAGAGCCACAGUUUCUUCAACUAUCAGAAAGUACUUCACCUGAGUAGUCCCAUUUCAUGACACUUCAUACUUAUUCUCCACAUCUCAGAGGCUAAUAUUGUACUUUUUACUGGACAGCUUUAGUUAUUUUACAAUUUUACAAACAAAUCCUGAUAAACCGCCAAACGGUAGAUAAAAUUUAAAAGCUUAAAUGAUUAGUGGAGGAAUCAAUUAGUUGAGCAGUCAUUUAUAAAAAGAAAUCAGUUUUGAUCAUUUAGUCUUUUAAGUAAUGUUUUAUGCAGAAAUAUCUUCUCAAAUGUGAAAAUUUGCUGCUUUUCCUUGUCUUAAAUUACAGUACAGUAACCUGACAUCUGAAGACGUCACUUUGAGCUCUGGAAAACUGUGACAGCGUUUUUACCUUAAAUUUCACCAACCGAACAGUAUAUAGGUGGGUCAAGAACAUACCCAGCUGGUUAAUCCAUAAUUAAAUUAAUUAUUAGAUAGAUUGUGUUAGCUCCAGCUUAAACAUUAAUGCAUGAGUAAUAAUAUAGAAUAGUAUAAAUAAAUACAUUAUAUCAUUAAAUAUAUAAUUAUCUUACAUUUUUCUGCAAUGUGUACUUUUACUUUAAAUACUUAGUUAAGUACAUUCUCCUGAUUAUACUUACAUGGUUUUACUCGAGUAACAAUGUCAUUGCAAGGCUUUUAGUUGUAAUAGAGUAUAAUUACACGUGGUAUUAGUACUUUAACUUACACGCACAGUAUGUCAUUUUUGCCUCUAGGGGUCUCUCACAUCAGAACCAUAGCAAAAGACGUCAUGAAGAAGCGUAGGAUCAGGGAAGCCGUUGUCUUUACCACAAUUGCCUUUAUUGCAGUCUUCUCCCGGUCAGGAUUCCUUCAGUGUUCAUCGUUCAGGAGGUUCUUAACAAACUGAAUCAUGUGCAAAACAAACGGACAUGGUGAUUAAAACUGGUAAAAACACUGAAUAAAGCAGCUUCACGUAAAAAAUCUCUGUUUUUAAAUAUUAUUGGAAAUAUUCCGGAUAUUGUCAAAGUACACAACUUAACAAAAUAUAUUUAGGCCUAGUCAUUAUUAGACAUUUUACUGCUGAAACGUAUCACAAUACGUCUUUAAGUAAAGGGUCUGAAUACUUCCUCCACCACUGAAAAUAUACUUUCAACAGAUAUCUCCUCAUUUAAAUAGAAACAGGCAGGAAAAAAACGAGAUUCAAGGUUUCUGAGGGAUGCUGACGAACUGUAAUGAAAGAGUUCUUACCUUGGAGUCGAGUUCCUGAUAGAUCUGGUAGCAAAUAUCGCCUGACGACACGGGACAGGAUGGUGAUCGAUCUCUUUCCUUAUAUGCUCAUGUGUCUCUGAGAUGGGACAUAGUUGGGUCAUCUGUCAAUUGCUCCAUUCACACAUCCAUCAUGUUGUCUGUUGAUGUUACUAAGAAUCACUGAGGAUGAAGGAUGAAGGAAGUGUGUGUGUGUAUGCGCGUGUAAAUAAGUGUGUGAUGGUAUUUGAUUUCCACAGUGUGAUGUUUUAACUUAAAAUCAUGUUGAAAUGGACAAAGUAUGAGGUUCACUGUGUGUGUGUGUGUGUGUGUGUGUGUGUCUGCAUUAAGGGAAGGGGGUCACUUUUUUAAAAAACUUGAAAAGUGUCAGUCGUCAUCUGGGUAUAUGCGUUGACCUGAUACAGUGUUAUGACCUUACCAUGACCUUUGAACUUAGCACGACCUUUCCAUGGCCUUGACCUUUGGCUGGAGCCACUGAUUAAGAGUUUGUCGAGGAGGACGAGCUGUUGAAGCCAUGUUGCAGACUUUGAGUGGACAACUGUGGGACAUGUGGGUUCAUAAAACAAUCUACCAGGAAUAUUCGCUUGCAGGGCUUUGCACGCGACUAAACACUGUAAGAGAACCUCUGCGUCUAUGUGGCCAUAAAGAUACAUUUUGCUCAGUAAUAUUUUUAACUAAGACGGUUCCCUGUUAUUCGUCCACAGAACCCAACUUAAAUUUUUUAGAAUUCUGGCUUUAGACGUGUAUUUGUGAUUAUGAUCAGUGUCAACAUUUUGAGGCAGCAGGCAAUUUAAAGUACUUUUUAAGAGGCUGAAUUGAUAAACAUUUGGUGAUAUCGUGACAAAUACUACUAACACGGUCACAUGUUUGCGUUAUGUAUAUAUUUACAAUGUCUUGUUACACCUCUACAGUGUUGAACUCUGUCAUCAUGCUGAGAAGUUACCCACAUUAGUCACACUAAUGAUUAAGUCCCUCACAGCUGAAUUUCCAUUUGUAACAAAAGUCAAACUCUUUUAAUCAGCGGCUCUGCCUUCGAACUUCUAUGCCUGCUAUGAACCCAGUAGUCUUAAUUAUUUUCUCUUUGCUUUAAACCAAACCAAAAGGAGCCUUCUGUUGAUACUGUUAGCGGUGCAGCUACACCUGGGUCAACAAGCAGCUGAAAUCUUAUCUGUUUGUAUGAUUUUUGUGUAACCUUAGAUUCUCUGCCAUCUGACACUAACGGUCAGUUUAAUACAAACAGUACAAAUGUGUUUUACAUGUGAGAAGAGAAGGUAAAGAAAGGUUUCUCACUAUCAGCAGUAAUGUUAAAAGACCAUAUUGGUGCUUCAGCAUUGUGUAAACUUAACAUUACAGCAGACUAUUGUCCAUAAGGUUUUUUGACUGGCUUUGGACAUUUAUUGUGUUUUUAUUAUGUGAUUGCUGUGUGGCACUGCAGUUGCAAGAAACUGUUUCGUUCUUUUUGUUGCAUGAAAAAUUGACAGUUGGCCGCAAAAAAGCAUUUUACAAACAAACCGUAGAGACAGAAAAUCAACUGAACCCAGCAGUAAACAACUGAAUGAGUUUUCUUGAAUGUAGCUUGCAAACGCAUCACCAUGUGACAGGAACUCAUUCCACUGAAAGCAAUUUUUGAUUUCCUUCUCUUGUCAGCAUUUGUUGUGCUGCUUUCACUUCCCAUAAUUCUCAUUUACCAUCUGACCAUGUCUCUCUUUUAUAUUAACUCUUUAUUAUUUAAUGUGUUCAGGAACAAACAGAAAUCUACUGAAAAAUACAGUUUAAUUCCCUCAAACUGUGACUUCAUUGGGACUUGAAUGCAGCUUUAAUUCACAGGCGGGUGGAGUUAAGUUAAUAUUUCAGAGACAAUCCAUCUGGUUCCACUGUUAAGUAACUGAGCGGAUUUCAGAGUGAUUUGACCCAGGGUGGCUGUAUUUAUUAGGCCCAUACGUGUGUUUUUAUCAAAUGCAGUGUGUGUGU